Molecule: messenger RNA, 2196 nt
Organism: Colletotrichum karsti
Lineage: Eukaryota; Fungi; Ascomycota; Sordariomycetes; Glomerellales; Glomerellaceae
Exons: 1
Coding region: 1-2196 (731 amino acids)
Biological process (GO): mRNA processing
Cellular component (GO): exon-exon junction complex
Molecular function (GO): mRNA binding
Source: RefSeq, a predicted model, not a curated record
AUGGCAGCCCCUCGACGCAGAAAGAUUGGUCAUCGACGACGCAUCGAGGAUGAGGAAGACGGAGAAGGUGGCCCUGACCAGCUCGACCUCGAUGACGACUCCAUGACCGAGGGUUCCAUCAUUAGCGACGACCACGAUCACGGUAACGAUAGCGACACUAGUAACAUCGACGAGGCCUCUCCCAUCACCCCCAACGUGAGGAAGUCGGCUGGUAAUGGAAAUGCAAAGUCUGCCCCCCGGAACCCUUCGGCCCAGGUGAACACCAAGCCCGUGUCCGAUGUCGACGACAAGCUCCAAGGUCUUUCCAUCAACGACCAAUCCGAGACCGUUCAGGAGGUCCAGGUAGAUGAGGAUGGUGCAUCUCUGCCAAAGUCUUCCGCUCCUCUCGUAGUGAGCUCCAACUCAUCUCGUCCCGCCGAGCCCGUCGGCGAGCGUCGUCGUCGGGAACACGAGGAAUACAAGCGGAGAAGGGACGAGGACCCCGCCUUCGUUCCCAACAGAGGGGCCUUCUUCAUGCACGACCAUCGUCAUGCCGGACCUUCUGCUAAUGGCUUCCGGCCUUUCGGCAGAGGUCGUGGACGUGGCCGAGGUGGAGGCAUCGGAGGCCCCUACGCACCGAUGAAGUAUGCCACCCAGCAAAACCCAUCUCGUCGUCUCCAGGCUAACCCGCUCAGUCAAUUACACAGUCCGACCGAUCCUCUGACCAGUGGCCAAUGGGCACACGAUAUGCACGAGACCGUUGCUGAACCCCCGCCCUCGAGACAACCAAGACAUCUGCCCGUGGAAGAGGGACCUGCCAACGGCAAUGGAUUCAUCCCCACAUGCCCGUCCAACCCGACCCCUAUCAACAGGACUCUUUCCACCGAACGACACAUCGGCAAUGUUCAGGUCAGGGUGUCACUGCCCGUCGUGGGCAAAGGCCCGGCUGCGUUUAGCAUGCCAGUCAAGCAGUACACGAAGCUCCCAGACCACCGCCCGCCCCUCCGUCGCGACAAGCCCGUCCGCAUCUCCCUGCCCGAUAACCCACCGAAGUACAUCUUCCCGGCCGUCGACCGAUCCUUCAUCUUCAUCCCCCGCGCGAUGCGGCCUAAUCAGCAACGGACUCGGGGGAAGCCCCGGUCUGGUCUUGGCUCCAUCGGCGGCUUUUCCAGACGAACCAGCGUCUUCGGUGGAAGCUACUACGGCAGUGCCUACUCCCCGAGCAUUGCGCUUAGUCGGCGUUCUUCCCUGGCCCCGGAUGGACGCGACUACCUGUUCUCACCCACGGGCUCGGUCAUGUCAAGGCCCCCGGUACCUGUCGAGAAUUCCAGACCUGUUGUUCGGCUGCCGCCCGCGAACCACCCCGGCCAGCCCUACCAUCAGCCUUUCGCUCCAAAUCAGCCCUUCUAUGGGCAAGACGGCAUUCCUAUGCAGCCUAUGCAGCCCAUGCAGCCCAUGCAGCCAAACGAGACGUCUAUCAACGACUUGCCGCAGCCACAGACCCACCCGUUGCCCCAGAAGCCUGCAUUCCAGGAGAACCGACCAAACCAAAUCCCUAUGCACCAGCCUCGGCCGCAGAAGGCUGUGUCGGUCACGAAUAUCGAAUCGCCGACCCUCAACCAAGGCCCGCAGGCCUUCCAGCAGGCUUUCCACCAGCAGGUCCCCGUGCAGGUUACCAACGGCAUGCCUCAAGAGAACCACUCGCGACAGCCGUCCUACCCUACACAGCAUUCAACCGGCACGCCCUUGUCUCAGAUCCCCGAGCGGGCAAUUCAUGCUGCCCCUUUCCAGCCGAACUACCCCCCGCAACAGAACUUCUACAACCAGCCGUACCCGAUGAUGCAGCAACAACAGCCGUAUUACUACCCUGGACAGUACAACGGCAGCAACUUGGGCCCUUCGGCCACUGCUCCGUCAUUUGUUCCUUCUGGACAACAGGCGCAAGGCCAGGGAUUCCCUCAACAAGGCCAGGUGGACCCCGCGGGCGCUCAAGCAAAUGGGCAGGCCCCUGGGGGACCCAACUUGGUUGCUCAGGAGGUCAACGGCAUGGUAUACUAUUAUGACGCGGCUCAAAUGCCGCCCAUGAACGCCUACCAGGGUUACCAGCCUCCUCCCCAGUACGGGCCCGGUGUUGGUGGCAUGAACGGAAUCACGCCAAGCCCGGAUGGUUUCUACUACCAGCAGCCCGCGCCUGGAAUGGUGUACUACUCGCAAUAG